Messenger RNA from Acomys russatus (golden spiny mouse), 1443 nucleotides. RefSeq names its product PRAME family member 20-like. Gene Ontology annotation, biological process: positive regulation of cell population proliferation; negative regulation of apoptotic process; negative regulation of DNA-templated transcription. The transcript is spliced from 4 exons. Gene Ontology annotation, cellular component: cytoplasm. The record is from RefSeq and is a predicted model, not a curated record. NCBI's taxonomy places the organism in Eukaryota, Metazoa, Chordata, Mammalia, Rodentia, Muridae. Bases 1 to 1443 code for a protein of 480 amino acids.
AUGAGUGUUCAGACCCCACCCAGACUCCUGACGCUGGCAAGGCAGGCUCUGCUGAAAUAUGAGGCCUUGGCGAUUUCCGAUGUGGAGAAACUGCCUACGGAGGUUUUCCCAGCACUCUUCAAGGAGGCCUUCACUGGCAGACACACUAAGAUCGUGACGGCUAUGGUGGCAGCCUGGCCUUUCCCCUGUCUCCCUGUGGGGGCAUUGAUGAAGACCCCUGACUUGGAAACCUUCCAGGCUAUGCUGGCAGGAGUAGACAUGGGGCUGAAAAGGGAAGAGCCUGUGGGGAGGGGAAAACUUCAGGUUCUUGACUUGAGGAACAAACAGCAUGAAUUCUGGAGCAUCUGGGCUAGAGCAGAGGAUGGGGGCUGCCCAGCAAAGACCCUGCAUAAGAAGCAAGUAGUGAAGGUUCUUCCCAGAUACGCACUGAGGCGGCGUCUGAAGGUGAUGACAGAACCUUGCCUCAGGUCCCGACUGGAUGAAGAACAAGCGUGCUUCUUGCAGUGGGCCGAGCAGAGAAAGGGCUCCAUUAAUUUCUGCUGUAGGAAGUUGAAGAUCUGGGCUCUGCCUGCCCAUGAUAUCAUUAAAAUCUUGAAUAUUUUCCGUCCAGAGCACAUUGAGGAAUUCGAACUGAGCACAGAGUGGAAUGCGUUAAGGCUGGCACAGCUUGCUCCCUGCUUAGGCCAGAUGAGCAAUCUUCGCAGACUCUUCCUGGCACCCACCUGCAGGAAUGCCCUCAAGAUUGACAACAGGGUGGCAGACAUAGAAGAAUGUGUCUGGAAGUUCAUUUCUCAGUUUUCUGAGUUCAACUGUCUCCAGCAUCUCCGCAUAAGUGGCAUCUACUUGCUCAGAGGCCGCAUGAAUCAGGUCUUCGGGUGCCUGAUGCCCUUCUUGGAGACCCUCUCCAUUAGUCACCACCAAAUCUCCCAGCAAGAUUUGAACUGCCUCACUUGGCGUCCAAAGCUCUUUAAGCUAAAACAUCUGGACAUGAGUGGUGUGGUCUUACUGGCUUUGGAUGUUGUACCUCUCGGAGUUUUCCUAAAGACUGUGGCAGGCACUUUGCAGACCCUGGACUUGACGGGUUGUAAAAUGAAGGACCCUCAUCUCACUGUCCUCAUUCCUGCCCUCAGCACAUGCUCCCAGCUCAUCAAGGUCAGUUUCUAUGGCAAUGAUUUCUCCAUGGCCAUCCUGAUGGGCCUUUUACAGCACUCCGCCAAUUUGAGCAAGAUGGAUGAGGAGCGAUACCCCGCCCCUCGGGAGUGCUGCCACAAGCGGGGUCAGUACUCUAUAGGGAGGUUUGUCCAUCUUUGUGCUCAGCUCAGGAGUACACUCAGGAGCAUCAGGGAGCCCAAGAGCAUCUCCUUUGCUACAGAUACCUGCCCUAAAUGUGGGGGGUGCUCUGUCUGUAACCUAGAGUCUAUAACCUACUGUGGCUGCUUGUGA